AUAGAACAUAGUUACCAGUCACAGAUGAGCAGAACAUUUGAGAGGAGCUCAGAUACAUUUGCAAGAACUGGAAGACAAGCACAGGACAGCUAAAGCUGAAGAUGGCAAACACACCAGCCCUGUCUACUGCUAAAGGUGGGGAAGUAUAUGUAGGGAGUGAAUUCAGAGAUUCCUGCACAAUGUUGGAUGUUCUCCAUGCAAAUCAGUUUGAAGGAGAAAUUUUGGAUCCAGCACUCACAGGGAAGACAGAAGAGAAUUUCUACAGAGGGGCCCCACCUCAGUGGUUAAACUUCUACAUCAGUGAACAGGCAGAGUCCCUUGGGACUGCUUUUAUCAAAAGAGAUGGAUAUGAGAAACUUAGGGAACAAAUUCAGAAAAAGAGAAAAUUUCCAGGGAUAUCAACUGUAAAACUGACACACCAACCAGGAUGUGGGGGAAGUACAAUGGCCAUGCAGGUGAUGUGGGACUUGAAAAAAACCUUCAGGUGUGCUGUUUUAACUGGCUCCACCUCAGACAUGGCAAAAGUUGCAAAAGAGGUUGUCCAACUUUUCACAGCAGGCAGACGAAACAACCAGAACACUGUGCUGUUGUUAGUGGAUGAUGAGAAAAUCCUGGAAGAUCUCCAGAGCAGCAUUAUGAUGUCAGUUGCUGAGCAGAAGAUAGUUACUCAUAUGCCUGUAGUCAUUUUCCUCAGCUGUGUGAGAAACAAUGCACCUCAACAGAGUGACCACGUUGUCCUAAAGAACACACUCUCAGACAGUGAGAAGGAAAAAUUUGAUAAGAAAAAGGAAGAACUUCAAAAAAGGUACAAAGCUAAAUGUGAACAAUUUCAUGGCUUUAACAUAAUGCAAAGUAAUUUCUCUAAGGACUACGUCAGGAAGGCAUGUGCUGCAUUAGAAAGCAGAAAAAAAAACAAAUAAACCUCAGAAGACACAGCUUGCUGCCUUCCUAUCACUGCUGAACGCCUAUGUGCCAGGGUCAUAUCUCCUGGAGUCUCAGUGCCUGGACUUCCUCAGACAUGAAAACUACGAUGACCUUUCACUGGAGGAUCAAAUGAAACAAGAAACUUCGUGAACAAUUUUUGCAGAGAUCCGAUUCCUCUGUGGUUGCUUGGUUUUGUCAAAGACAUGUUAACCAAAAGAGAAAUCAAAAAAGAAGAGGACCAAGUCAACAGCACAGACAUUAAACAUGGAAUGUUUUCUGGACUAAUUCUAGACAUUGAAAAGAUGGAGGGGAAAGAGCAGUGUGCAACAGUUUUAAAGAUGGCCUCAAAUACAUUUGAUCAAAAUCCAAUUUUUUCACAAACUCUUGCUCGUUUUUAUUAUAUAGAACUAAAAGACUACAAUCAGGCAGAAAUGUGGGCACAGAGAACAAUAGAAAGAGAUCCUCAAAAUUCUUUUGUUGCUGACACACUUGGCCAAGUCCAUAAGAACCACCUAAAGAACAAUGAGGUUUCUGAACCAGUAGACAUUUUGAGACUGGCCCAAAAAGCCAUUAAAGCUUUUGAAGAUGAAGAAAAACUUGCUGAGGAUGAGGAUGGACCAGACAUGAAAAAACAUGGCAAUAUAAAAGUUUCACCUUUUUAUAACUUCAGAGGGCAGUUUGGUUACCUGCAGGUCUGCAAAACUCUGUAUUACAAACUUGUUCGUCAAAAUGAAACCUGGGAAGAAGUUCUCACCAAAACAGUAUCGCUGGGCUCUGUCCUCGAAUUACUUGGAGACAACAAACUCCAAAGAUUCAAUGAACUCCUAGUAAGCCUGCGAGAUGACAUUGAGAAAAAAAUGCAUGUUUUUGGAAAAAUUUCAGACUUACUCAAAGCCUAACACGGAGAAAGAUGGUCCUGAAUAUAUAUCUAAAGACACUUCAGAGUGCUACAAGACGUAUGUUGGAGACACAACUGCAAAACAACUCAUCCAGAUGUUUCAUGAGGGAAACCUAGAUGACAAGUCUGUGGAAGUACUGUCAUUUCUUGUCAAACAAUACACUCAAUCACAGCUCGAAGACAUAUCUACAAAGUGUAAAGAAAUGUGUCCAAAUGCGGAUUCAGAGACAGCUCUGGUCAACAACAUCCUGACAUCAUUUAAGCUUAAAAUGCCCCCGAGUGACACAGACCCACCUGAGCUGCACAUGUUCGCCCUCCUCUGGAACUGGCCUGAAAAUCAAGGCCAAUGUGAUUAUGACCUCAGUGAGUUAACUCAGAAAAUGUACAAGUCUUAUGAAAAUGCAUAUAAGAAGUACUUUCGAAACAGAUACCUCCUUCCUGUGUUUUUCAUUGGGAAAGGUGAAGGUCUGAAGAGAAUUGUUCACAGAGAUGUUAUUGAGAAACAUCUGAAAGUGAGACCAGAUUCGAGCGAUAACUGGAAGAAUGAAAAGAUCUUCAGAAAUCCUGGUGUUCAAGAGCUCCUUCUCAGACUUGAUGGAGAAGUAAGAAACUACAAAGUGUAUACAAGAGUUGGUGGCAAAGAGAUUGAGAUGGAUGCCAAUGUGAGAAACAAAAUUUGGAAACCACGCUCAGUUACCUUUUACCUUGGAUUUACCAUCAGAGGUCCUGUGGCCUUUGGCAUUCAGAGUAAAACUGCAGACACAGAUUAGAGUAGCGUGGAUCACUGUGGGACCACUCUGACCAAUGAUGUGAAAGAUACCAAAGACAAUAAGGGACAUUAAAGUUUGUUAAUCUUGUUCAAUAUCCCCAUGGGAAG
Molecule: messenger RNA, 2699 nt
Organism: Oreochromis niloticus (Nile tilapia)
Lineage: Eukaryota; Metazoa; Chordata; Actinopteri; Cichliformes; Cichlidae
Product: sterile alpha motif domain-containing protein 9-like
Exons: 3
Coding region: 1765-2592 (275 amino acids)
Cellular component (GO): cytoplasm
Source: RefSeq, a predicted model, not a curated record